Molecule: messenger RNA, 5364 nt
Organism: Stegodyphus dumicola
Lineage: Eukaryota; Metazoa; Arthropoda; Arachnida; Araneae; Eresidae
Product: PHD finger protein 12
Biological process (GO): negative regulation of transcription by RNA polymerase II
Cellular component (GO): Sin3-type complex; nucleus
Molecular function (GO): transcription corepressor activity; protein binding
Source: RefSeq, a predicted model, not a curated record
UCAAUGAAUGAGUUUAGUUCAAAAUGGAGAUAAUGAGCUCCUGUAUUUGUAUAAGAGCGUAAAAAAAUGCUUGACAUGUCAUUUAUACAAUUAUCUUGCUGUUAUACUGUAUAAACAUGACAUCUAUAGAGUAUGAUUUGGAUACUUCAGGCGGCUUGAUGCCGCAAAUUCAAGCAAUUAUUGCACCACCAAUACUAGAAGAUUCAGCGAAAAAGAAAAAAGAUCGGGAACGAAGGUAUCGAAGACCUGGUAGAACAGUUAACCAUGAUUCUUGUGAUAGUUGCAAAGAAGGCGGUGAUUUAAUUUGUUGUGAUCGUUGUCCUGCUGCUUUUCAUCUUACAUGCCAUGACCCACCUUUGUCUGAUGAUGAUUUGCCGUCUGGUGAUUGGCUGUGUCAUAAAUGUAAAACUGCACCAGAUAAUGAAGAUAUUUUCGCAUCUUCUAAUUUGCAUUUAAUGUCUGGUACUGUCUGUGGAGCUGCAGACAUUUCUGAAGGUAUAUCUUUCAAAGAGACAGGGAGAUUCGUUGAAACUUCUCUACAAAUGUCAACACUGGAUAUUGAGCAGGAAUCUGCAAAUCCUCUCAAUGUUCUUAUAUCCGCAGCUGCUACAAGGAAUCCCUCUCAGUAUCAGUUACCGACUGAACUAGCCUGCACAGUUCAACUGCCUGGUUCAAGUAAGCGACUGAGACCUAGGGAAGCUAAUAGAUGUUCUAAGAAGAUGGCUCAUGAAUUAGACAACGGAUUAUUGCAUCUGCCUGCAAAAUUAUGUUAUCAGUGUAAAAGGAGUUGUCGAAAAGCUCCCCUUAUCCAGUGUGACUACUGUCCUCUACUUUUCCACGCUGACUGUUUAGAUCCUCCUUUGACAACUUUACCAACUGGAAGAUGGAUGUGCCCUAACCAUGCAGAACAUUUAGUGGAUCAGAAAAUGUUGACAUCUGUAAGUUUAUCAGAAAGAGUCAAACUGUGGGAUAAAUUUUCAUGCCCAGUGUCACAAGAUGCUGUGAAAUUGCAUUUUCUCAAUAAAGUUAAUAAAAGGAAUCCUCCUUUUCGACGCAAACUCAAAUUGCCAUCAAGAAAAAAUAUUGUUGUUCCAAAUGCUGUAGCUGAACAUUAUAGUUGCCCUCCAUUAUUACUUCCACGUGUGACCGAACCUUCAGUUUCAAACGAAGGUUUAUCUCUUAUGUCAUUUUCUGCUGUCUGUUCUACGGAUGAGCAAAAUGAGACUGAAUCAAAAGCUGGUCCUAAUGGGAAAGCAAAUAUGGAAGUUGAGUUAAAAUCAAAACUGCUGUUAUCUGAAUUACCAGUUUCCAUUUACGGCGUUGCCAGGGUGGUGGCUUUCAAACAAAGGGGGGCGAAGCAUGGGCAAUCUGCAUAUGUCACUGAAGUCAGAGGCAACGGGGGCGGAGCGUUAGAUAGUAAUAACGAUAUUUCAUCUGAUAAUAAACUACAUAUGAGUAAUUGUGAUGCCAGCCCACAAAUUUUAACAAAACUUUUUAACAAUCUUCAAGCCAAUUUUGAAGGUUCAGAAGAUAUUGAAGUAAACAAACUGGAUGAGAGGCUUCUUCAUAUUUUAGCAUAUCAAAGGUUACAGCAGCUUAUUCCCAAAAGAAAAUAUGUUUCAACGGAAGAGAAAUUACUUGGUGAUUCAACUGCAGAUGGGAUUUCUGAAAUCAGAGGCAGAGCUGUAGUUUGUCCAUUACUCAAACAAGGUUUACCUGUUGCAAUGUGUUAUCGUUCAUUACACCUAGGCCUUGGUGCUGACAUGGAUAUAUGUUUUUCAAAUUAUGGGCACUGUAAUUACGUAUCGGGAAAACAUGCAUCUAUAUUUUAUGAUGAAGUCACCAAGCGUUAUGAAUUGUUAAACUACAGUUGUUAUGGCACUACAGUCGACAAUGUAGUAUAUUCUUCUGAUCUGUCAGAGAAGAAGCCUUCUACUCCAAACUCUUUGACUGCAGCUGUAAGAAGAUUAGCAAAGAGUACCUUAAGAUUGGCUGAUCUUCCAUCUCCAAUAACUCCAAAUGACAAACCCAUGAUGAGUGCACGAGGGAAACAGUACUCGAAGCCUUGUAACUGCAAUGUCAACAGCUCAAGCUUAGUUGAAGGAAAUGGAGCAGGCUGGGAAGGAACGGCAUUAUUACAUCAUGGAAGCUACAUCAAAUGUGGCUGUUUGCAGUUUGUAUUUAGUGUCACAGAAUAUGGAUUUCGAAUCGAAAAUGUGAAAGAAAAAGAUUUUCUGCCUAACAUUUUCAAAAAAGCUUCAUAAAACUACAAACUGAAAACUUUAUAAGCCGGUGAAAGAAAAAUGAACAGCAGUAAGUUUAUGAUAAACUAAUUGCAAAUAUUUCAGUCUCACAAAUCUCUGUGAUGUGGAGAGAAUCUCAAGAAAAAUCUUGUUCCAUUAAAGGUGCUACAAGAGUUUGACUGAAUUCACGAUGUUUGUCCUUAAUUGCGUGCCAUCGGUUGACCAUUGAAAAAAAGAGUGCAUAGUUUUUUCUUUUCUUUCUUUCUUUCCCCUCUCUCAAUUUAUGUACAGUUUUGAAAUACUGACUAGUUGGGGUUUGUUAUUAGCUAAAAUAAGUUUUUAUUUGAAUAAUUACUGGGAAAUCGUAUGUGGAAGUUUAGCAGGAAGUGGCCCGUUCCCAUUGCAGUACAGUCUCUCAUGCAUUGCAAUACACAACUAAGUAACAAAAAAACUUUGCUUUCCACUUAUUUAUUGUUUAUUGCCUGUUUCUGAGUGUAAGUAGCUUUAUGAUGACCUCCAGUGUGUUUCUGAGAUGCAUUUAUAGGGUUGAACAAUGUUUUUAGCCUAAAAAAAAACUAUGAAUGAAAUGCGCUUUAAAUGCAAGUUAAGUGCCAGGACAGUUUCUCUGUACAUGUAGUCAUACUAAUUAAAAUUGUACAAAUAUUUUAUAUGCUGAUAGAGUGCAGCACACUCAUCUGCGCAUCUAUCCGCAAAGUCUUCGUACACUAAAGGCAGGAUUUUAAAACUUUUAUUCCCUGUGGAAUUGUAUUUACCUGGGAUUUUAAGAUGCCCAAUAUUUGUAAAAAGAUGUCUAAUAAUGUAUUAUUUGUUAAGUUGUACAUAAUUUUGUAGAAAGAUAUUCAUUUCACUUCCAUUGUUGUGUGAUACGCAUAUGCAUUGUCGGUCUGACUAACUAUAUAUAUAUAUGUAUAUAUAUAUAUAUAUAUAUAUAUCAUUACUAUAAAUAAAAGGCAUUUUUUAAAAUGUAAUUAGUAUGAAAGCCUUUUUACUUUAAAUUAUAUGGGCAUAUGUGUGUUUGUAUUUUUUUAAAAAAGCAUCAAUCAUUAAAAACAAUUAGUUUGUGUAAAUAAAGCUUUAUGAAGAAUCAGUUCAGCAACCAUGAGAAUUCUUGUUAUAAUGAUUUCUCAUUACUUGCAUGCCUGUUAUUGACUGCACAACAAAAGCAGUUUGAGAUACAAUUUUUAGGAGGUGCAUAUUAAAAAAUCAGCAUCUUGAAAAGCAUUAUUAUUUUUUUUUUUUUUUGGUACUUGUGUAUUAGCGUGACCACCUUGGCACAGUUUGGGGAUUCUUUAUGGGAAAAAAAGAAUGAUGACAUAUAAUUUAAAAAAAAUUACAAAUAAACCUAUUGUUUUAUAAAACUAUUAUGCACGUUAAAAUUUUUCUCAAGAAUCGAUCGAUAAAAUUGUUAAAAAGAAAUUUCAGGUGAUUCCUUUAAAAAUAAAUUCAAAGCAGUUCUUCCUUUUAGUGAUUUUGUGAAAAAUUACUGUACUUUUUCAGAAAUUAUCCAGCAAAUUUCUUCCAUCUUUGGGAAAUGUUGUAACCCAUACUUAUUAAAAUUGAUUUUAAGAUUAAAUAAAUCACCGUUUUUCUAUAAAAAUUUUUCAAUUACAACAAAAAGAAUGCCUAUGAAAACUUGCGAUUUUUUUUUUUUUUUUUUUUUUUUUGCUGAAACUGAAGUGCUAUUAUGCACAUGGUUGUCAGAGCAUUCUGAAAAAUUUGGUGAUUUCUACUAAAUUGGUUGCAUGAAUACAUAAGUACCACUUUAUUUUUUUAAUUGCCUAACCUGAAAGAAGGAGUUUUCAUGUAUUAUUUGUGUAUGAACUAGCAGUGAUACUAUUUUAUUACAUGUUAUUUGCAUGCUAUUACAUCAUUUUUAGAAACAUUAUUUUUUGAAGACCAGACAAAGUUAUGCUUUAUCGCAUUUAUUUUUGACUUCAAAUUGAUUUAUUUUACUAAAUUUUGGAAAAUUGAAGAAUAUUUUGUUAUCUUCCAAGUUAGGCUGCUCAUUUUUGACUGAUUUUCUAUUUAGAAAAGCAGGCCUUUUUUCUUUUUAAGAUCAUAUUAACCCUUUCAGUCAUGGACUUUGAGACGUGGAAUGAAAGUCUACAAAGUAUUCUUUAUAGGUAUCCAAAGAACUCCCUUGCAAACCAGUUCCUACUUCAGUUCUAGAAACUGCGAUGUUGUGGCAAUUGCCACCAUCAGGUUUCAGAGUAAACAGUCAAGUGGGAAAACACAUGCAGUAAAGCUGACAGAUGAGACCUAUGGUGAUGGAUAAUAAAACAGUUUCCAGUACUGAUAAAAUAGAUCUUUACACAUGAAGGUGGGAAAUGCCACUUGCAAGGCUGAAAGGGUUAAAAGUUAAUUCAUAUUACAAUAAUUAUUGUUAAAUCUUUAAUAAUUUCAUAGUUAAAUACACGACUUAAUACAAUUAAUUACAUCUAUGUUUUGUCUUUAGAAUUUUCUGUGUAAAUAUGAAGCAGAAUUAAAAGAGGGAAAAAAACUGACAUUAAAAAAUCAAACUAACAUUUGUGAUUUUUGACUUGCAUUUUAUAUAAUGAUUGAAUUCAGGAGAAAAACUGCUACUAUGCAAAAAAAAAAAAAAAAAAAAAAAAAAAAAAAAAAACUGCAGUUGUGAAAUCAAAAUAUUUUCAUUUUAACUGGAGUUUUGUAUUAUGAAUUCUAUGCAAGCUUGUUGAUUUCAAAUCUACCAGCAUUUAAAUUCUUUUAAAAUAGUUAUAUGUAAUAUACAGGUAAGAUAAUUAAAGCUAAGAACAAUCCAGUUUAAAAUUGCAAGUUUUUUUUGUGUGUGGGGGGGGGGGGGGAAGGUGUAAAGAUGUUAUAUAAUGUAUUUAUAAUUAAAAAAAAAAAAAACUAAUAUUUUUAUGCUUUGAAAUCUGAUUUUUCUUUUGGAUACUCAGUGUGCUACUCAUUGGAGGAUUAUACCAGUACAAUUCUUUUUGAAUUAUUUAUUGAUUAAAAUUUAAUGCCUAUUUUCAUAUAUGUUUGUAUUAUUAAUGAAAUGCAUUUCUCAAGAUGUCAGCAAUGUACUGAUGUGUUUUUAGAGUUUAAAUACAUUUAAAAUAAAUGCUUAUGAAAUGUU